CCAUUUUCCACUAAGUGGUGUCAGUAUGCGUUCGCGCACCAUGUCUCCCGAGAAUAUAAUAGAACCCCCAAAGGGAGGCUUUCAGGAUCUGAUUAGAACAGUAGCUUCUGCUUUAUCAAUUCCACCAGCUUCAUAUCCAGCACUGCUACCUCAAGCUUCUUCUCAAUAUGGCAUCCAAGAAAAUCAUUGUCGUUGUUGGCGCUACCGGAAAGCAGGGCUCAUCUGUCGCCCACACAUUCCUCAAACUGCCUGAAUGGCAUGUUCGCUGCUUGACUCGAAAUCCCUCUUCCUCCGCCUCCCAAGCUCUCAGUGCGCUCGGUGCUGAGGUCGUGCAAGGAGAUCUCUCGGAUGUCUCUUCUUUGUCCCAAGCAUUCUCCAAUGCGAACACUAUCUUCUUGAACACUGACUUCUGGGAGAAUUUUGUCGCAGCUGGAAAGGCUCCGCAACAGGGCAUCUCCAGCGACAAAGCCGCCUUUCAGAAAGAAAUACUGUACGGGAAGAACGCCGUGCAAGCCGCAUCUGCAGUGCCCUCGCUGGAUCGCAUCAUCUACUCUGCCAUCCCGGGUGUGACGAAGGGUUCUGGAGGAAAGUAUUCCGUUCAUCAUGCAGACUCGAAGGGGACAAUUGUCGAGUAUAUCCUAGACGAUUCGAACCUGGCGAAAAAAGCGUCGUUCAUUUAUCUUGGGGCUUACACUACCAACGCUCUACUUGCCCCGAGAUUCAUCGGGGAGAAUUAUGCCUUCGUCCUACCUUUCAGCAAAAGCGAUACGUUUCCAAUCAUCGAUCCUGAGCAUUCGACUGGGCCCUUCGUGUGUGCAUUGCUUGAUGAGGAUGUCGGCACAAACUUGCUAGCUUAUGAUAGCUACUUGAGUUUUGGAGAAGUCCAAGAUCUCUGGUCCAAGGCCAGUGGAGAAGACGCAGGGUAUAUGCAAGCUACAGUGGAGAUGUUCCGCGCCCAAGGUGUUUCGGAAGAGAUGUUGAACGCUCUCGAAGCCAUGAAAGAAUUCGGAUAUAUGGGUGAACUCAACUUCAUUGAACCGUCGCAGCUGAAAAGUAAAGUGCAGACGAAGUCGUUUGAGCAGUGGCUCAAAGGGAGAGACUGGGAGGAGGUGGCCAUGCCAACACUGAAUACCGGUAGAACAAUUCGAUAAGUGAAGAGAGUUUCGUAUUUUCAUGGAGGUCUUUCUGAGCUUCUCUUCGUUGAAUGUUGGCUAAGAAUGGUUUACUAUGAGAGGCAGUGUUAGAAUCUGUUGGUAGGAAGAAACCUUUUCCAGAAUUUGUUCGUGGAUAUCAUCGCGACGUGAGUGCAU
This is a messenger RNA of Mollisia scopiformis, 1310 nucleotides long. RefSeq names its product NAD(P)-binding protein. The transcript is spliced from 2 exons. NCBI's taxonomy places the organism in Eukaryota, Fungi, Ascomycota, Leotiomycetes, Helotiales, Mollisiaceae. The record is from RefSeq and is a predicted model, not a curated record. The coding region runs from base 168 to 1151 and encodes 327 amino acids.